Aspergillus fijiensis CBS 313.89 is the source of this 2539-nucleotide messenger RNA. It is a transcript of the gene gpi10, whose product is annotated as putative glycosylphosphatidylinositol-alpha 1,2 mannosyltransferase. The record is from RefSeq and is a predicted model, not a curated record. The coding region runs from base 1 to 2340 and encodes 779 amino acids. Lineage: Eukaryota; Fungi; Ascomycota; Eurotiomycetes; Eurotiales; Aspergillaceae. Gene Ontology annotation, biological process: GPI anchor biosynthetic process. Gene Ontology annotation, molecular function: alpha-1,2-mannosyltransferase activity. The transcript is spliced from 5 exons. Gene Ontology annotation, cellular component: endoplasmic reticulum membrane.
AUGUCAGGCCGAUCAAGAGCCUCCUCGCCUCGUUCUUCCAUUCCCUGCUCCCCCUCCUCCGUGUCCCCGGCUGUUUCUCUGGCCUCUGGCUUUCCCUCGGAUGACCCCGACGGGCCCUUAUACUUGCCUCGCCAACUGAGGCCGCGAACGCCUACUCCCUCCCCGCCCCGCUUCCCUAUCCUACCUUCCCCACCCGAUUCCCUACGCGUCUUCCUCUACUUGCUUGCUUUUCGACUUUUAAAUGCCUUGACUACCCGCACCUUCUUCCAACCCGAUGAAUACUUUCAGUCUUUGGAACCGGCCUGGCAGGCGGCCUUUGGCGAAAACCACGGAGCUUGGAUCACCUGGGUGAGCUUUCCCCCCCUUCCCUUUCUUUGUCUUCCGCUAUUGGCGGAACGCGUCUGCACCUUUACGGCAUCGCUCCCCUUGGAGUGGCGGCACCAGUUGAGAUCCUCGCUUCACCCUCUCUUCUUUACCGCUGUUUAUUCCGCUGCCAACGGGCUCGCUCGUGCUUUGCACCUCUCCCCUGCAUGGCAGGCGGAUCUUCUCAUUGCCGCUCCGAAGACGGCGCAGGCCGUUAUCGCAGCCCUCGGAGACUACUAUACCUGGAAGCUGGCUCGCUGUGCCUAUGGUCUAGCCAGUGCAGAGGCCUCAGCUGCGCUGGCGCUGACCGCCCUUAGCCCUUGGCAAUGGUUUUGUUCUACCAGAACUUUGUCCAAUUGCCUUGAAACAACGCUCACCGUUAUCGCUCUAUAUCUGUGGCCGUGGGAAUGGUCGGUGGCUCCGAAAGCCCCUAUACAAGCCAAACCGACUGGCCGGGUAAUCACCACGCCCUGGGAUAAGAUGAGAGAGGGCCAACGGCAUCAGCAUGAUGAAGUGGUUCUCGGAAGGCUGAGGCAGUGUCUCCCGCUUGCAGCCCUGGCCUGUAUUUUGCGGCCCACAAACGUCUUGGUUUGGCUGAUCCUAGCAAGCGUCAUAUUGCAUCGCAGCACCUGGGCGCGAAGAAAACUUUUAGCUCGCGAAGCUGCAAUUUGGGGCGCCGCUGUCCUAGCCGUAUCGAUCGUGGCAGAUCGACUGUUCUACGGAAUUUGGACCUUUCCUCCUUUACGAUUCCUCUACUUCAAUAUUGCCCAGUCUCUGGCUGUUUUCUACGGGCGCAACGAUUGGCAUUACUACCUCUCCCAAGGCUAUCCUCUGUUGCUGACAACUGCGCUCCCGUUCACCUUUGUGGGCCUGUAUCGUGUUUGGGCACGCUCGCAGGCAGCCGCUAGCCAUGACCUCCAAGUUGAAACGCAGACUCAACUGCAAACUCAACUGACUUACGUGUGCCUUUCCAUGCCGCUUGUGCUCUCAUUGAUUUCCCACAAGGAAGUGCGGUUCAUCUAUCCAUUGCUGCCAGCGCUACAUGUUUUGACCUCUCCAGUCUUAGUGGACUUCUUUGGCCUUGCCGUGACUCAGUCGGUUGGCAGGCACAUUCCUCGCCGACUGCUUUUAGUGUUUCUUGUGUUGUGCAACGUUGUCAUUGGGCUCUACACCACAGUCUAUCAUGCGUCUGGGCCGAAUGCUGUGUUUUCAUACCUGAGAGACCAACGGCGAGUCCAUGGUUCCAAGAACCUGAGUAACAUCAAUGAGCCCGGCAUUAUUGCCGGUUUCCUCAUGCCAUGCCACAGCACCCCGUGGCGUUCUCAUAUGGUUUAUCCCUCCAUCGAUGCCUGGGCGCUUUCUUGCGAGCCUCCCAUUGGAAUGAAUGCUACCGAAAAGGCGGAGUAUCGUGACGAAGCCGAUCAGUUCUAUGACGAUCCCUCCGGAUUCCUGCGUGCCAACAUGGCCGGCGGAUUGAGCUACUUUCCCCGGCGACCAAGCUACCAGUCCCACUUGGAACGGUCCCGAUCAUCUCUACGAUCCGAGGCUACCCCCAAGCACAACUGGCCGGACUACCUCAUCUUCUUCGCCCAAAUGGAACCCACGCUCAAGAAACUGCUCCGUGGUUCUUCUUACGGCGAAUGCUGGCGCACUCACAAUACCGAUUGGCACGACGACUGGCGUCGUCAGGGCGAUAUCGUGGUCUGGUGUCUAGACACAACCGAACAGCUGGAUUGGAGGACCGCGAAACGCUCUCGCCAACUCCAACAGCGCGGUCGGGUCUUCAACCGCAUCGUUCAGGCCAUCAAGAAUCAGGGCCAGGGCGACAGACUCCAGUGGUCGUUCCCCUGGAUCUCCUCGCGUCCCCAGUCCUCUUCCUGGUCAUGGCUGUGGCCGUGGUACCGGCGGCCCAAGCAUACCGUGCUUGGAUUUGAGGUUCCAGACUGGCUGGAUCGCCUCUGGGAUUAUGUCUGGUAAGGAUUUUGACUACGCAACACCCGUUCUCUCCUUCGCAUUUCGUACGCAUGUACCCAAACUGUAUACCCAUCUCUUCUUUGUCAUUCUUCACAAUCUCUCUAUAUGUGUCUAUAAUCUGGCUCAUGCUUGAGGUGUUCCCAGUCUGAUUACGCUCGCUGCCACUGUAUCUUUUUUUCCGCGAUUCUGCUCACGGUUGCAC